Messenger RNA from Erigeron canadensis, 1489 nucleotides. Its product is annotated as BOI-related E3 ubiquitin-protein ligase 1-like. The coding region runs from base 185 to 1180 and encodes 331 amino acids. NCBI's taxonomy places the organism in Eukaryota, Viridiplantae, Streptophyta, Magnoliopsida, Asterales, Asteraceae. Gene Ontology annotation, molecular function: ubiquitin-protein transferase activity. The transcript has 4 exons. The record is from RefSeq and is a predicted model, not a curated record.
AUGUGUUUUGAAUUGGGCACCACACUGCACCAGGGCACCUUGUUCGUCUUCUCUAUCAUGCGUUUUUGUGUUGCCAUUUAUUAUUAACCCACUCCCACCUCCCUCCCUCCCUCUAUUUUAUACCUCUUUCAUUUGUUACCACAUUUUUUACUCUAAAUUCUUCAUACAACUAACAAUACAAUUCAUGGCUGUUCAAGCUCAAUGUUCAUCCAAUAUUUUUCUUCUUAACAGAAACAUACAAGACCAAAUUGGGAAUAAUAAAUAUUCCUUGCCAUCUCAACCUGGUAGUGAUCAUGAUGGAUUAGCCACUAAUCUUCUUGAUCAUCAAUCUUUCAACCACUCUCUGUUCAACAAUAAUAAUAAUAAUAAUAAUAAUUUCCAAGUUGGGAAUUGCAAUACAAGUCAAAGAAACAAAGGAAGACAAGAUACAAUGAAUCAAUUCAUGUCAAAUAUCCAACAACACUCUCAUGGUAAUCAACAAUUCAUGGAUGUUUCCCAGUAUCAAUCAAGAAACGACAUUGAUGUUUCAACAGGUCUUCAGUUAGCUUUCAAUGAUCAUCAUCAGCACCAACAACAACAUUCGUAUGAUCAUCUCUUAUCACAAGAUUUAUCAACCUUGAUCAACCAACAAGCAAAUGAAAUCCAUCAUUAUCUUCAAACCCAAGGGGAAGAGUUCAGGCGCAAGUUAGCAGAAAAGAGGCAGCGACACUAUCAUGCGCUGAUCGGAGCAGCGAAUGAGUCAGCAACACGUAUGAUGAAAGAAAAAGAAAUGGAAGCCGAGAAAGCGGCUCGGCGCCACGCAGAGCUAUCGGCUCGGGCGUCCCAGCUAAGCGCGGAAGCCGAGGUAUGGCAAGCUAGAGCGAGGGCGCAAGAAGCAGUGGCAGCGGCGUUGCAGGUACAACUGCAGCAGGCGAUGGUAGGUAACGGCGGCGCGUGUGUGUCAACGGGGGUGGAGGUGGCGGAGCGUGAAGCGGAAGACGCCGAGUCGUCAUACAUUGACCCGGAACGAGUUGUAGUGGUGAGUGGACCCGGGUGUAAAGCGUGUGGAAAAAGAGUGGCAUCGGUUGUGUUGUUACCGUGUCGGCAUCUAUGUGUUUGUAGUGAGUGUGACGACGUCGUUCAGGCGUGUCCGUUAUGUCUUUCCUUUAGAAGUUCUAGUAUUCAUGUUUACAUGUCAUGAUACACUAUCGUGGAGUAUCAAAAAGAGGCCCUUUUAAAAGAUCAUUGUUUUGAAAUUGAACCAGAGGGUAAAAAUAAAAAUAUGCGAGGUAAAAAUGGUCAAAAACUAUCUUAAAAUUUCAGUAUAUAAACAAGCAAAAGAAUUUAUCUUGACUUAAUUAUUUUAGGAGCAAUAAUUCAAUUGCCUUUUUUAACUUUUUACCUUUUGGAUGUAGACUCCAGUCAUCCACAAUGUAAAUGGGCAAUAUCAAUGUGGCAUUCUUUCUUUCUUUUUAGGUUUUAUUGUUCUUAUAAAUGAAAAUUAUUGUUA